AUGGCUGAGCUGGAAGAAAGAAGCCUCCCCUCUGACUCUCCCACCCUAUCUCAAGGAGCUGGAUUCCAAAGCCCAGGCUAUGUUUUGAAGAGGUGGGCCCACUGUGGGAUGACCUCUUAUCAGUUCCUUGGGAUAGGCUCGGUCAGGUCCCAUGAGGAAGAACCAAACCACUGGGUGCUCACCAAUGUUCCCAAAACCAGCUCAGCUUUUAUGGGCGAUGUCACAUCCCUUAGAUGGUCGCUAAACGGAACACUCAUUGAUCUGGGGAGUGACUACCGGCGUCACAUGUCUGGGGGCAGCCUGAUCAUUAGGAACCUGGACAAGGAUCAAGACAGUGGGAUGUACCAGUGCAUGGCUUUCAACACGUGGGGUUCCAUUCUGAGCCGCAGAGCCAGCAUCCAGUUUGCAUAUCUUGACAACUUCAAAACCCAGUCGGUGAGGAGUGCAGUCAACGUCCGUGAGGGCCAAGGAGUGGUUCUUUUAUGUGGAGCCCCCCCACAUUCAGGAGAGCUGACAUUUGCAUGGAUCUUCAAUGAAUACCCAUACUCUGUCCAACAAGACAGCCGAAGAUUCAUCUCUCAGGAGACCGGGAGCCUGUAUAUAGCCAAAGUGGAGCCCUCAGAUGUGGGCAACUACACUUGUGUGGUCAACAACACCGUCACAAAGCAGAGGGUUCUCAGCUCUCCAACACCACUAGUUCUCAGGAGUGAUGGUGUAAUGGGUGAAUAUGAGCCCAAAAUAGAAGUUCAUUUUUCAGAUUCGGUUCCAGCAGCAAAGGACUCGUUGGUGAAAUUAGAAUGCUUUGCCCUGGGAAACCCUGUCCCAGAAAUAAGCUGGAGGAGAACUAGUGGUGUCCCUUUCCCCAGCAAAGUCAAAAUGAAGAAUUCCAACGCCAUCCUUGAAAUCCCCAAUUUUCAGCAGGAAGAUGCUGGAACCUACGAAUGCAUAGCAGAGAACAGACGGGGCAAAAAUGCUGCGCGGGGUCGUAUUUCUUACCAUGCUAAACCUCAGUGGCUCCAGACCAUAACAGACACAGCUCAGUCCAUCGAAGAGAACCUCUUCUGGGAGUGCAAGGCAAAUGGAAAGCCGAAACCAUCCUACAGCUGGCUGAAGAAUGGCGAGCAAGUAAUGGCUGAGGGCCGGGUACAAAUCGAAAACGGAGCCCUUUCCAUAACUGCGUUAAACCUGUCAGAUUCUGGGAUGUAUCAGUGUGUGGCUGAAAACAAACAUGGCAGUGUUUAUUCAAGUGCCCAGCUAAUGGUGUUAGCUUCUGCUCCGACUUUCUCCAAAAGUCCAUUAAAGGCCUUGCUAAAAGCUCGUUCAGGCAGCGAAGUCACUCUUGAAUGCAAGCCUCAGGCCUCACCCCUGGCAAUUAGCCUGUGGAAGAAGGGGAAUGAGAUCCUGCAAAGAACUGAAAGGAUUACUCUGUUUCCAAAUGGAACUUUAAAGAUUGUCAAUGUAACGAAACGGGACGCAGCUAUCUACACAUGCAUUGCAAAGAAUCAGUUUGGCACAGCAAGUACAACUGGGAGGCUCCUCGUCACCGAGCCCACCAGAAUCACCAUGAGGCCCACUAACAUGGAGAUUAUUGUUGGCGAGAGCAUCGUGUUGCCCUGCCAGAUUGCCUGUGAUCCAGCUCUGGACGUAUCUUUCUCGUGGGCAUUCAAUGGCCAGCUCAUCGACUUCCAGCAAGACCGUGAUCAUUUUGAAAGAGUGGGCGGGAGUAUAUCAGGGGAUCUGAUGAUUCGCAACAUCCAGCUUAACCAUGGUGGGAAGUAUGUCUGCGUCAUCAACACGGAUGUGGAGAGCCUGUCCACCUCUGCGAUUCUGGUUGUCAAAGGUCCUCCUGGCCCUCCAGACAAAGUUGCAGUGGAUGAAAUCACAGAUAGCACAGCACAGCUGUCCUGGACGCCCGGUACAGACAAUGGCAGCCCCAUAACGGGCUACAUCAUUCAGGCUCGGACGCCUUUCACUGUGGGCUGGCAGGCUGUAGAUACAGUGCCGGAGGUUGUCAAUGGCAACAUGCUGACAGCCACUGUGGUUGGUUUAAAUGCCUGGGUGGAGUAUGAGUUCAGGGUUGUGGCCAGAAAUGUUGUGGGCCUUGGAGAACCCAGUCCAGCUUCAGCCAAGACUAGGACAGAAGAUGCCAUUCCUGAUACAGCUCCCACUGAUGUCGGAGGUGGAGGCGGCACAAAGUCUGAAUUAGUGAUAACAUGGGAGCCUUUGCCCGAGGAACUGCAGAAUGGGGAAGGUUUUGGCUACAUCAUCGCCUUCAGGUCUGUGGGCACAGUCACAUGGACACGGGCAGUCAUCUCCACGCCAGGCGUAUCUCGUUACGUCCUCCGCAACGACAGUAUCCCACCUUUCUCGCCUUUCGACGUUAAAGUGGCAGCCUCCAACAACCGGGGGGAAGGACCAUUCAGCUCCAUCGCCACAGUGUAUUCCGCAGAAGACGUCCCCAGUGCAGCUCCUAAGAGGGUUAGGGCCAGAAGUUUGUCGGCAGCAGAAAUUGAAGUGAUCUGGGAAACUCUCCCUUCCCUCCCAGAAAGAGUUCUGGGAUAUGAGGUCGUAUACUGGGAAGAUGACACCAAGCCUGACACUGUUGGCAAAGUGCGCAUUACUGGAAACUACACACAGGUUAACAUCACAGGGCUGAAAGCGAACACGGUUUACUACCUCUCUGUGGCUGCCUUCAACACUGCCGGGCCUGGGCCUCAGUCAGCACCCAUCAACAACACUACAAGGAAACCACCACCAGACAGGGCUCCGCUCAACAUACAAUGGAACAUGAUUGGCUCCACACUAACGCUGCACUGGGACCCUGUAGUUGCCAUGGAGACAGAGUCAAAGGUGACUGGAUAUCUGGUGAUGCUGAAAAGACAUCGAUACAACGACAUCCACACCAUCUUCACCACAAAAACCACAGCCGAGUUGAGCCUCUCCGCCGGUGACAACUAUCUCAUUCAGAUCAAGGUUUUGAGCGAAGGCGGGGAAGGUGUGGGCAGCGAACCCAUCCACAUCCACAAAUUAAGUAUGGGAGCUCGUGGUUCUGGAGCCAGCGGUCUCAGAUGGUUGUCUUCUUUCACAGUCCUCAUCAGUGUAUUCUUCUGCUCUAUCUGGUGAUGGCCAGGCUUCCCCCCUCUUUUUAUCCCUUCAUUCAGCUUGUCCCAUGUUAAACCCCCCACUGGACAAAGGUCUAUGUCUUAGCAGACCUGGGAGGGAAGAGAAAAGACUACAUCAAAGUCUUAAGAGGAACAUGCCACUUCGUUUAAAGAGCCAUCCAAAAGAGAAGUGAUGAAUCACUUGCAUGAUAUUUUGUGCAACUUCUUUGAUAGAAACUUGCCAACCUUCUCGAGAUUUUACUCUACAAGUUGCCUAUGUCUCUAGACAUACCCUAGCUUCAUCACUUCUUAGAAUUGCCUUAAAACCUGCUUUGAUGAAACAGUCCAUACCAAAGUAGGCAACAGGGGCUGCUUCUUCCAUACAAAAGAGAGAUUAAUCUAAACCCUUCAUCCAAAGGUAUUUUUCUGACUCAACUGAAGUUAACACAUUGCUUUGCAAAGUCUUCAUAUCCCUUGAACUUUUUCAUAGUAUAACCUUAAGCCUCAAUCUAUUUUUUGAAUCAAAAUUUUACCCGAAAGACUUACACAAUGUUGCAAAUAAUAAUAAAGUGGAAUAAAUAGGAGAUAAUUUUUAAGCAUUUCACCAAAACAAAUCUGAUAAGUGCGCUGUGCAUGUGUAGUUUGCCUCCUUGUGUUUUACACUCCAAAAAUAGCCAGUGCAACACCUGGCUGUUUUUCAUUUUACCUAUUCAAUUUUUGCACAUUGUCAUAGUACUUGCUGCUGAAAAGCCAAGCAAGUUCAAUGACCUCUAACUUUGUAUAGCCUUUUUUGAUUUCUCACAGUGAUUCUAUAGUCUAACCUCAAGGAAGCAGAAGAUCCAAGAAGAUAAGAAAAUAUUUGGUUGCAUUAACAAAUACAGCUCAUUACAACUUACCCCAGGCUCACACCGACUCCGGUCUUACCGUUGCGGUGCGGUGGGUGCGGCGCCGCAGUGAUUCCAAGUCAUUGAAAAGACGUAAACCUCUCUCACCGGCUGCUGAGCUGUCCGGCUGCGGUU
Cyprinodon variegatus (sheepshead minnow) is the source of this 4120-nucleotide messenger RNA. RefSeq names its product contactin 3 (gene cntn3b). Gene Ontology annotation, molecular function: cell-cell adhesion mediator activity. Gene Ontology annotation, biological process: brain development; cell-cell adhesion. The record is from RefSeq and is a predicted model, not a curated record. The transcript has 22 exons. Bases 1 to 3123 code for a protein of 1040 amino acids. Lineage: Eukaryota; Metazoa; Chordata; Actinopteri; Cyprinodontiformes; Cyprinodontidae.